Messenger RNA from Dibothriocephalus latus, 909 nucleotides. The record is from the annotation of a GenBank genome assembly. Lineage: Eukaryota; Metazoa; Platyhelminthes; Cestoda; Diphyllobothriidea; Diphyllobothriidae.
AUGGGUCCAAACCUCUCACACCUGGAGAAGAAAAUCGGUAAGGAUCAGUUCCCUGCCAACGAACACUACUUUGGCCUCGUGAAUUUUGGAAACACCUGUUACUGCAACUCAGUUCUGCAAGCCCUCUUCUUCUGCAAACCCUUUCGUAAUCGCGUCCUUCUUUAUCGACAGCAGACAAAGGGCCAAAAGAAGGAGACUCUACUAAGUUGUCUUGCUGAUCUCUUCUACACGGUUACAACAAAAAAGAAAAAAGUCGGUCAGAUUCCCCCAAAAAAGUUUGUUCAGCGUCUGAAACGAGAAAACGAACUUUUCGACAACUACUUGCCCCAAGAUGCCCACGAAUUUUUGAACUACCUGCUCAACGAAAUUGCCGAUAUAUUGUUGGCUGAACAGCAGGCUAGUGAAGAAGGGAAUGCUAAUAAGCAGACUGAUUCCCGUUGCGUCGGUGGCGAUAAUCCAGUCCAGGCCAAGGACUCCUCAGCAGAGGCGAGUGGCGGUAAAAAUAGUGGACAACAGCAACAGAAACGCACAUGGAUCCAUGAAAUUUUCCAGGGUACCUUAACCAACGAGACGCGCUGUCUCAACUGUGAAACAGUACGCACCAAAGAUGAAGACUUUUUGGAUCUUUCAGUUGAUAUUAAACAGUACACCAGCAUCACCAAUUGCCUCCAGUGCUUCUCCAAUACGGAGACUAUACAGUCCGAAAACAAGUACUACUGCGAAGUGUGCCGUUGUAAACAGGAGGCACAGAAGCGUAUGCGGGUUAAACGCUUGCCCGUCCUUCUGGCCCUUCACCUGAAACGUUUCAAGUUCUCCGAGAACGCCAAUCGGUUUAUCAAACUCUCCUACUACGUCCCCUUUCCCCAAGAGCUCCGUCUCUUCAACACGGUAAGAAGCAGUACUCUGUAG